This is a messenger RNA of Pyricularia pennisetigena, 582 nucleotides long. RefSeq lists its product as uncharacterized. Lineage: Eukaryota; Fungi; Ascomycota; Sordariomycetes; Magnaporthales; Pyriculariaceae. The transcript is spliced from 2 exons. The record is from RefSeq and is a predicted model, not a curated record. The coding region runs from base 1 to 582 and encodes 193 amino acids.
AUGCAUGGCCACAUUUCCUAUAUGCUGCCCCUCGUGGGCUCUGUUCUUGCCCAGUCAACGACCACCCUGGUGGUCUCAAUGCCGCAACUCAACAUGAACAGGACAUGGAGCGGCUCAAUCGUCAAGGCCGACAAGACCCUGACUGAGAUCGAUAUCAAGUGCGGCGCUCCAGUUGCCACCGCAACCAUCAGUGCACCGCCCUGUCAGUUUACCAAUGGCAUCCGCGUAACCCAGGGUCCCUCGAUAUGGGGCUACUCUCUUGAAAGCACCGACUCCAAUGUAGCCAGGACAUAUCAUGCGACUUGCUCCUUCAGCGCGUCCAAGACCAUGACAUGCUCGGGCUCUGUGGUCGCAAAGGUGACCGAAGGUUCUUCCACGGCAACCCACACCUCCACAGACGUUCGGACCGUCACCGACCCGGCCAUGUUUCCCGUCACGGCCACCAUUACCGCCGGUGCGGACAAGGUCGCCUCCGCCACUGCCGCCCCCUCAAAGACCAGCACCGGCGGUCUCCCAAAGAUGACCCAGAACGCCGUUCUUGCGGGCGUGGUUGCCGUCGUCGGUGGCGUAGCUAUGAUUUGA